AUGGCGCAUGAUGUCAUCAUCGAGAGCCGUACACACCAAACGUUCCAAGCCAAUAAACUACGGCAGGAGGAGCCGGAGUUUACGACUGGAUCAAAGGUGUAUCUAUCCAUGCAGAACCUCGCACUACCUAAGGGUCGUGCGAGGAAGCUGAUGCCCAAAUUUAUUGGACCAUAUGAGAUCACCGACGUUCAUGUGGCAACCUCUAACUACACAUUAGAAUUGCUGCAAGAACUGAAGGACCGGCGUAUCCUACCUAUAUUCCACGUUUCGCUACUCCGACGACACGAGUCCAAUGACGACGUGUUGUUUCUGCACCGUGAGGCAAAGUCGUACUACGACUUUGGCGACGAUGUGGAAACGGAAUGGCUAGUGGAUGAAAUUGUAGGCCAUCGCUGGGAUGGCAAUAAGAUCGAAUUCCAUGUGCGAUGGACGCUAGGUGACCAUACAUGGGAGCCAUACGCCCACUGCAAGGAAUUGGCUGCGCUCGACAAGUACUUCACACUAAUCACUGCGAACCUAAGAAAAUCUCGGGCCGUCAAGAUGCUCCAAAAGCGCCUCGGAACCCACAUCUCUCCGAAUCCGAACAAGGAAUCAGUUCGACCCCGAGAAAAGGCAGGAACUGCCCCCAUUCAGAUGUCUUCACAGCAUCAAAUCGUGACAUCUUCAGAGUCGAAACACGUGGAGGACAGAUUAUCUUAA
Messenger RNA from Sparassis crispa, 699 nucleotides. RefSeq lists its product as hypothetical. Lineage: Eukaryota; Fungi; Basidiomycota; Agaricomycetes; Polyporales; Sparassidaceae. Bases 1 to 699 code for a protein of 232 amino acids. The record is from RefSeq and is a predicted model, not a curated record. The transcript has a single exon.